Molecule: messenger RNA, 448 nt
Organism: Cydia strobilella
Lineage: Eukaryota; Metazoa; Arthropoda; Insecta; Lepidoptera; Tortricidae
Product: large ribosomal subunit protein P1-like
Exons: 2
Coding region: 1-366 (121 amino acids)
Biological process (GO): translational elongation; cytoplasmic translation
Cellular component (GO): cytosolic large ribosomal subunit; ribosome
Molecular function (GO): protein kinase activator activity; ribonucleoprotein complex binding; structural constituent of ribosome
Source: RefSeq, a predicted model, not a curated record
AUGGUGUUCUUCAAAACAAAGGCAUACAGCGACGCGAUACUUGACCCCAAUUUAAAUAAAAUUGCAUCAAAAGCUGAAUUAGCUUGUGUUUACUCCGCUCUCAUCUUGGUCGAUGAUGAUGUCGCUGUCACCGGCGAGAAAAUCUCUACGAUCCUGAAGGCCGCCGGCGUGGACGUGGAACCCUACUGGCCGGGCCUGUUCGCCAAAGCCCUGGAAGGCGUAAACGUGCGCGAGCUGAUCACCAACAUCGGCUCCGGCGUCGGGGCCGCCCCAGUUCUCGUGCCCGCCGAGUCCCCCAAGGAGGAGAAGAAGGAGGAGGAGCCUGAAGAGUUCGACGACGAUAUGGGCUUCGGUCUCUUCGACUAAGAAGCUUUACAGUUUAUUCCAUCAAGAGCUUUACUAAGCUUGUAUAAAUGUAAGGCAAAAUGACAACAUAAAUACUUGAAAC